Cannabis sativa is the source of this 693-nucleotide messenger RNA. RefSeq lists its product as uncharacterized. NCBI's taxonomy places the organism in Eukaryota, Viridiplantae, Streptophyta, Magnoliopsida, Rosales, Cannabaceae. The coding region runs from base 1 to 693 and encodes 230 amino acids. The record is from RefSeq and is a predicted model, not a curated record. The transcript is spliced from 4 exons.
AUGCAGCAGUACUGUGCUUUAAUUGAUGAAGGUAUUCAUCAUUCUGCUACAAGUCACUCUUUGUUCAUCAAACACUUCAAUGGAGGUUUCCUUUUCUUAUUGGUGUAUGUGGAUGAUGUUAUUAUAACCAAUAACAACUUACAAGAACUUGAAGCCGUGAAAGUCGGAUUAAAUGCUAGAUUCAAGUUGAAGGACUUGGGACAGUUGAAAUACUUUCUAGGCCUAGAAGUCGCUAGAUCAGAAAAGGGAAUCUUUGUUUCUCAGAGACCUUAUGUUGCAGCUGCUACAAGAGCUUGGAUACAAACACCUCGGUUCACUCACUUACUUGCAGCACAAAAAGUGCUUAAGUAUGUCAAAAGCAAUCUUGGUCAAGGAUUAUAUUUUGCUGCCAAUACAAAUGUGAAGUUGCCUGCCUAUACAGAUUCAGAUUGGGCAGCUUAUCCAGAUAUAAGAAGAUAUUCCACAAGAUCUUCAGUAGAGGCAGAAUAUAGAGCCAUUGCAAACACAACAUGUGAGAUUUUUUGGCUCUUAUCUAUCCUAAGGGAGCUAAAUGUUGAGCAUGAAGGUCCUAACUACUUCGUUGAUUACAUAACUACUUUGUUUGGGAAACAAGCUACAAGCAAGUGUUCGAAAGGACUUGCAGAUCAGUGUGAGAAUUGUCUCGAAUGCCUUACAGAUCAAUCUAUACUUUGA